Striga hermonthica is the source of this 549-nucleotide messenger RNA. NCBI's taxonomy places the organism in Eukaryota, Viridiplantae, Streptophyta, Magnoliopsida, Lamiales, Orobanchaceae. The record is from the annotation of a GenBank genome assembly.
AUGGCGUCGGAGAAGAAACUGUCAAACCCGAUGAGGGAGAUCAAGGUCCAGAAGCUGGUCCUCAACAUCUCCGUCGGCGAAAGUGGUGACCGUCUCACGAGGGCUGCAAAGGUAUUGGAGCAACUCAGUGGGCAAACGCCCGUUUUCUCGAAAGCAAGGUACACUGUACGGUCCUUUGGGAUCAGACGGAAUGAAAAGAUUGCUUGUUAUGUCACUGUCAGAGGCGACAAGGCAAUGCAGCUUCUCGAAAGCGGGCUGAAGGUCAAGGAAUACGAAUUGCUCAGAAGGAACUUUAGCGACACUGGAUGCUUUGGGUUUGGCAUUCAGGAGCACAUUGAUCUCGGGAUAAAGUACGACCCAUCAACUGGCAUCUACGGUAUGGAUUUCUAUGUUGUCUUAGAGAGGCCCGGUUAUCGUGUGGGCCGCCGGCGCAGGUGCAAGUCGCGUGUCGGAAUUCAGCACAGGGUGACAAAGGAAGAUUCCAUGAAGUGGUUUCAAGUGAAAUACGAAGGUGUCAUUCUCAACAAGGCAUCUAACAUUGGAGCUUAA